This is a messenger RNA of Eucalyptus grandis, 508 nucleotides long. RefSeq names its product transcription factor IIIA-like. Gene Ontology annotation, biological process: regulation of transcription by RNA polymerase II. The record is from RefSeq and is a predicted model, not a curated record. Gene Ontology annotation, cellular component: nucleus. NCBI's taxonomy places the organism in Eukaryota, Viridiplantae, Streptophyta, Magnoliopsida, Myrtales, Myrtaceae. Bases 28 to 321 code for a protein of 97 amino acids. The transcript has 3 exons.
ACAUCGGCGAGAGCGGGCGCGGGAGAGAUGGGGGAAGAAGAGAGCUGCGAUAAAGCAGGUCCUGUGUUCAGGGACAUAAGGCGGUACUACUGCGAGUACUGCGGGAUCUGCAGGUCCAAGAAGUCCCUCAUCACUUCCCACAUCCAGUCGCACCACCAGGAUGAGGUGGAAGCGGCAAUGGCUCAAGGGGUCGAGGGGAAGGAGGGAGCGAAGGCUAAUAAUACUUGCGAAGAAUGCGGCGCCACUUUUAAGAAACCCGCGUACUUGAGGCAGCAUAUGCAGGGCCAUUCGCUCGAGGAUAAAGUAUGUUGGCUCAUCUGAUUAUGAUAUGAUAAUGGCGUGAAGCAUUGGAUCCCGUCGAAAAGAACUCCAAAAAGCAAGAGGCUGCAAUCUUGUAUCUUUAUUGGACUAGUAUCAGGUCGGGGGACCACCUGAGAAGAUCCGUCAAGUCAACCUCGGUCACGCAUGUUCUAUCUUGAGGUUUGAAGCAUCGUUCAUUUUUUUUUUC